Messenger RNA from Hypanus sabinus (Atlantic stingray), 2459 nucleotides. It is a transcript of the gene ccdc174, whose product is annotated as coiled-coil domain containing 174. Bases 118 to 1494 code for a protein of 458 amino acids. NCBI's taxonomy places the organism in Eukaryota, Metazoa, Chordata, Chondrichthyes, Myliobatiformes, Dasyatidae. The transcript has 11 exons. The record is from RefSeq and is a predicted model, not a curated record. Gene Ontology annotation, cellular component: nucleus.
UGACCUCAAAGAAAUGGCGGCUCGGCGUAUGCGUCAACGUCAACGUGACCUUACUAAAGUGGCGAAUUUGCCGGGCCUGUGUGUGAUUUGUUGGUAACCAAAUCUGUUCCUGGCGCUAUGGAGAAAAGAAAGAAACCAUUCGAUGUGACGGCGGCUUCGUUAGUCGAUCUGAAGGCAGAACUUCAUCGGAAACAGGAAGAGUUCAGAAAGGAUAAACUUCUAAAAGAAGCUGGAGGUCUAUAUAAAGCCAAGACAAGUAACAAGAAACCAACUAUCUGGAGCAAACAAAAUACAGGUGUCACUGCUCGGGCUGAGAAGGAUGUUGAAGAAAGGACUGAGGAACAACAGACACUUGAUAAAUCAAGGCAGAGGUUGGAGGAAAAGGCAAAACUUUAUGACCAGAUGACCAAAGGAGAUUUGCCAGAUGAAGAAACAGAAAGCAUGUAUCUGGUGGAUUUCACACAGAAGAUAUUUGACAAGCAGAAGGAGCGGCAGGCCGAAAGUGAGAAUCAGGCAUCCAAGGCAGCAAAGACUGAACAGAAUGAGGAUUUAGCACCUGCGUCUGAAAUGGUACCACCUCAGAACCCUGAUGAAGAAUGGGUGGACUAUGUGGAUUCUUUAGGCCGAUCCCGAAGAUGUAUGAAAAAAGAUUUGUCGGGACUACUCGCUAUGGAUAGAGAUUUAAGGGAAUCAAGACAGGAGGCAGAUAAAAAGACGUUGCUUUCUGAAGACAUGAAGAGGGAAUUUCAGCGGCAGCAGUGGGAAAAAGAGGAAGAGGAAGCACUGAGCAGGCCGAUUGGACCAGUGCACUAUGAGGACAUCCGCCAAAAUGAGGCUCGGGAGCUGGGUGUAGGAUAUUUCGCCUUUGCUCGUGAUGAAGGCACCAGGAAGAAGCAGAUUGAAACCCUGGACAUGCUGAGAGAACAGACAAUGGAUCAGAGAACCAAACGAGAGAAACUGAAGGAGAAGCGCAAAGCCAUGCUGAGUGCCAGGUUGGCAAAGGUUCGUGAGAGGAAGAUGAAGAAAUUGAAAGCUGAUGGAAUUGAAGUUACUGAAGAACUGCAGAAGGAAGGCACAGCUGAAGAGACUGAGGAGCAAGUGACAGUACCAGCAACUUCAGAAUUGGAUGCAAAGCAGAAUGAAGCCACAGGAUCAAGGAAUAAGAAAGUGGAGAUCGUAAUUCAGGAGCGUAAGGACACAAAACCUGGUGUUCCGCAUGUCCGGGAAUGGGACAGAGGAAAAGAGUUGCUGUUUGACUACUGGUCCAAGAACCACCCGGAUCCAAGAGAUGAGAGACCAGCUGAAUUUGCACCCCCUUCAGACUAUUACAGUGAAUCAAAGAGAUUAAAUAAUAUGAGGGACCAGCUUCGAUCCUCCUUCAAACGGACUCCACAGUUUCCCAAUGUGGAUUUACAAAGCAAUUCAAAUCUUCAUCAGCCAGCCAGUAGCAACACUUUGGACGAUAUGCUGUCUUACUACAAGCAUUCUACCUGAACAGACCUGAGAGCUGCCAUAUUAAAGGGUUGUCCAGAAGCAUCAUGCUCUGUUGAUGGACAUCAGUCAGUACCUUUCAGUCACAAGAGCACAUUUAAAAGUUCAUGUAACAGUAUUUGGACAAAAUCUUCUGUAAGUGUUGCAGAAAGCUUCUAAGGAGAGAUAGGGUUUUUGGAGCUUGAGCUAAAUGAACAAGCCUUAGAUGGCUUUUUUUUUUAGCAGAACAGAAUUUAUUUUAAUGAAAAUAUUUGCAGUCACUUGGCCAGUAGGUGAUGUUUAAGUUCUGUAGCAGUUUGUAUUUCCCCACCACCAUCCAGCAACAGAACUCUACAGGUAAAGUAGCAAUGGCAAUUUAUAAGAAAUAUUUCAGCACUCUGCCUUAUUAUGAAGAGACAAAACUGUGACAGCUUUAGCCACUUAAUACUUGGAUAAGCAAUUAAUGCAAUUUAAAGCUACUUGCCAGCACAUUCACCAGCUGUACCAGGACUCUCAAAAAUCCAUCACACAGCUCUACUAAAUCAGGACUCAUGGUAUUGGUGAUGCCAAAGUAUCAACUAGACGUUUCUAAUACCCCAACUUGCAUUUCUCCUCUUCCCCCACCCCCCCCCCCCCCACAUUGCACAGCAAUUAUAGCGUGCUUUUAAGUGAACCUUGUGAAUUAAGAUUAAGCUGGGAGCCAAUAGUCUUACAAAAAGUUGUGUGUCUUUUUUAACCAGCAUCAAAAGAAGUGGUGAUGUAUUAUGUUGGGAACUUUAAGCAGCCCCGACAAACAUUGCCACUUUGAGUCAGAGAUGGGCUGCAACACCUUAAGGCAGAGUGACAGAUUGCCAACAAGCAGCGCAAAAACCAAAUGCUUCCAACUUUUACUUCUGUAUCACUCUCCAAAUUACUGACAAACUUUCACUAGAACAACCCAUAUUGUCAGUUGCUUUUGACUUUUAUAAAUAAAAAUAUAAAUAAGUCAC